Molecule: messenger RNA, 1404 nt
Organism: Cavenderia fasciculata
Lineage: Eukaryota; Evosea; Eumycetozoa; Acytosteliales; Cavenderiaceae
Exons: 3
Coding region: 1-1404 (467 amino acids)
Source: RefSeq, a predicted model, not a curated record
AUGGGAUGGAUAUGGUAUUGGUAUAAUGAUCAGAUUUGGAUUCCAUUUGAUCAAAAGGCAAUCGAUGGCUUUGAACAAGAACAUGCCAAAGGAAGUAAAACAAUCAAAGUAGAUGGUCAAAGAUAUUUAGAUCUUACUCUUUCUUAUACUGAUAUUGUAUCAAACUUUAAUUCAAUUACAGAUAAAGAUUUGAUAGGCAUACAAAGAAGAUAUGAUGAUCCAAUGAAAAGACGUGCUGUCAAGAGAACAUUGGUAGCAGACGACUUUUUCAAAGGUAUUCGUUUCUGCAGCUAUCAAUCCUAUCUUGGCACUUCAAAGUCUUCCAAAGAAUACCUUGCAAUCGUCGAUGAGAUUAGAGAGUACAAGGGUAAAAUUUCAACUUCAAUCACUGGAAAGGUCAAGGUUGAUUAUGUAUUAUAUUCAAAGAGUGAUGUAACUCCAACAGACGAGGCAGAGUUUAAUAAAUAUUUGUCGGCUGUUGAAGGAUACAAUUCAGAGCCUGUAUUGGAAGAGUUUGUAGCUGCAUGUGUCAAGGCUAAAAAGGUGGUCGACACUACACCAUUCCUUGUUAAAAAGAAAAAAUUGGCACCUGUAAAGAAAUCAUCCUCCAAUUUGAAAUCAGCUGUUGCUGCUGCUCCUGUAACUGUAGCUGCUGUUGCACCACCAACUACAACUACUACAACAAGUAAAAGUAAAACAACAACAGCUGCACCAGCAAAAGAUACAUCAUCUAAAUCGAAAUCAAAAAAGACAGCAGAUGGAGCUUAUUUCUUGGGAGAGAGUGAAUGGAUGGGUGUAUGCAAAUCUGAUGACGACGUUUAUCCAAUGACUAUCAAGGUAGAGUCGGUUGAGGCAGACACCAAGAAUGCAGGAACUAGUAUUGUCAAUGGUACCAUACACUGGCCAACAAUGAGUGAUGCCAUCACUAAAUUCAAGGGUACAUUAAAAGGACAUGAACUCAAGAUGGAAGAAUACGAAUUGGUGCAAGGCAACGACGAUGAGAUUGAAUUGCCCAACAACUAUGAAGCAUCUGUAUACACUGACGAGAUUGAAGGCAAGGUUGACGACAUGACAUUCUCUCUCAAACUGACCAAAUCGCCACCAGUGUCUGUUUUACGUCUCAACUCUGUCUACAAGGGCAAAGCUACACAAUACGACAAUUUUAAGUUGCGUAUUGAAAGUCGUGACACGACCACCACCCAAAUUGUACAUGGAGAGAUUGAAUGGCCCGACUAUGACAAUGCCAUCGCCAUAUUCAAAGGCAAAGUACACGACAAUCACAUUGAAGUACUCAAAUACGAUGAAGGUAAAGUCUUUGGUCCUGAAAUCGCUCAAUGUCCAUUCCUUAUCAAAGUAUCAUAUGACGAUAAAUUAAAACCAAUAUUUACAAUAGAAUUGGACUAA